Toxorhynchites rutilus septentrionalis is the source of this 9443-nucleotide messenger RNA. RefSeq names its product trithorax group protein osa (gene osa). Gene Ontology annotation, molecular function: DNA binding; nucleosome binding. The transcript has 19 exons. Gene Ontology annotation, biological process: chromatin remodeling; regulation of transcription by RNA polymerase II; positive regulation of DNA-templated transcription. Gene Ontology annotation, cellular component: brahma complex; nucleoplasm; nBAF complex. The coding region runs from base 1112 to 8899 and encodes 2595 amino acids. NCBI's taxonomy places the organism in Eukaryota, Metazoa, Arthropoda, Insecta, Diptera, Culicidae. The record is from RefSeq and is a predicted model, not a curated record.
UCGCUUGAGUGUGUGUGCGUGGGGUAUUCGAAAGGAACAGACAAGAAGCAGCAGCAGCAGUAGCGGUGGCGGCUAGAAUAUCGCAAAGUGAGAUGAAAUGUCCGCCUGCUAUGGUUACCUCGGCGGCGCUGGAGAAAUAGUGAGCGCUGGCUUUCAGCGCCCAGCAAAAGCUGGGGUGGCCAGAACCGAUGUAUAAGAGAGCAGUUCCCCAGAACAAAGCAACCGGACCAAUGUCGGAUUAACAGUUCACCGGAGCUGGUCGACAGUUGUUGAUGCUGAUUGCAUUUUGUUUGGCGGCGGGUGACAUGCGAGCGAGGGGACCUGAACGAGGUUUGCAUGGUUCGAUUCAUAAGUUGAAGGGCCUAGUCAUGGAUGGGCGAACCGAUCAAGCUAGGUGACAAUAAGAUUAACUAGACGUUAGCCAAAUUAUUCCGCAAAUCGUUUUGUGUAUGUGUGUGUGUCUCUGUCCCAAGCUAGGAAGCGUGGAUGAUUGAAGCGGUCAAAAGAAAUACACCGAAAAAUAGUUCCCUAGAAUAUGCAGUCUUAUUAGUGUUUUCGUUCAUUCAUUUAUGUUUGGGGGGUUUCUUGCCUCCUUUUUUCUGUUUUAUUUUUCCUGUUUCGUGCGUGUGUUAAAGUGUUGUUUUUGUUCUUCGAGUGUGUUUGUGCACGACAGCGAUUAAAAGUAACAGGCGAAUGAAAAAUGAGAUCGAAGAUUAUUUAUGCUUAAGGUGGAGAACGUCAACGAGAAAAGGAGCGCAAAAUUGAAACGGAAAUUGCGAAUUGUUGUUAAACAGAAUCGUGUCUCUCUCUCUGAACGAGUCCCCGCGUGUGUGUGAAUGUAUACGCGUACGGAAUUAAUGUUGAUGAAGAAGUGAUUUGCGGUCUUUUUCAGCGGUGCUUAUCUGAGUGGGGCGAAUUUUGGCGUAUGAUAAACGACCGAAAGAUCCGCGUCGAUUGAUUUCGUGCGUUCCUGCUUAGAUUAAGGCGGGAUUAUAUAAGUUUACAUUUUGGUUCGUAAUCUAUGAUCGUGACAAGCGUUUUGAAACCCAUUAGGCACGAGACCGGUAAAAUGGGUAAGCUUGACAAAAUGAGUUGAAGUGCGCGAGGGAAGAUGGCGCAGCAACAAACUAACAUAAAUGAGAGUAUAACGAAGCAUAGCGACAUAGGUGUUGAUCAACAACAGACAAAUAAAACAAGUAAACUACAAAAUGGUACUGAUACUCUACACGGCGGAAAGAGUUAUCAAAGUGGACCAGUAAUGGGUGGUGAGAAAGCAAAAUCACCAGCGAGCGGUUCCUCCGGGGGAAAUGGUGGCACUGCGACUGCACCUCCACCUGGUUCCGGUCCGCCGCACAAUCCGCAUUCGGGUUCGGAAGGAGCCCCUGGUAUGCAUCCCUACGAAUCUUCCGGACAUCAUAUGCCUCCCACGAGUAACGCGGGUCCGACAGACCCCAAUACCAACAAUAAAGAUGAAAUGCAUCAUCAUCCCUUGCAUCAGCAGCAUCCUCAGCACCAUCAGCACCAGAUGUAUGGUCAUCCACCAAUGCAGCAUCAACAAUAUCCAAGGUACCACCAUGAUCCCAACAUGCCACAGGGUGGCCCCGAUCCUUACGCCCACUAUCGAAUGGGGGCCACCUCAGGUGGUAAGCCAGGUUCGAUGAUUCCUCCCAGCCGACCACCUCCUCAGCGCUACAUGCAAGGACCAGGACCGGGUGGUCCCGGAGGUCAACCACCACAGCAUCCUGGACACGCGGGUCAGCAACCUCCGGGUCCGACGCCCACGCUGAACUCAUUGCUGCAGUCACAUCCACCACCCCAUCCGCAGCAUCGCUAUCCCAAUAGCUACGAUCCAAAUCAGCCACAGCAACCACCACCUCCGAGUCCUGGUCCACCCGGGGCGCAACCUGGCCAGCAGCAACAGCCACCGGGACAACCUCCGCAGCCCUACGGGCACCAACAAGGCUGGGCGCCGCCUCCCCGUCCAUACAGUCCACAGAUGGGCUCGCAACCGUAUCGUCCUCCACCGCCGGGCAAUAACGCACGGGGUCAAUCGCCCUAUCCACCGGGACCUCCUGGGCAGAGCCCGGGAAGUUAUCCUCCUCCGCCCCAGCAGCAAGGACAGCAAAGUGGCCAACAGGGUCCACCUCCCCCGCCACAAGGUCACCAACCCGGUGGUCCCCCCGGACAGUCGCCCCAGACCAGCCAACCCGGACAGCCUGGCGGCUCGGGCAGUGGACAACCACCGCCCCCUUCAUCAUCACAGGGAGGCCCACCUGCCAACACGCAGUACUCUCCUUACCAACAGCGAUAUCCUACACCUCCGGGACCCAAUGCCGGUCUCAACCAUCGGUCACCCUAUCCUCCGCAUCAAUACGAGCCAGUGAGGUCGUGGCCAUCACCGGCAGCUAGCCCGGGUCCGGGUGGCCAAUCCCAUUUACCUCCCUCACCGCACGGUCCACCGCGGAGCCCGGGUCAGCACGGUGCUCCCAGUCCGUCCCCACAGCCGCCGCAGCCAGCACAAUCGCCGCACCAGUAUCCAACACGACCGAGCCAAUCAUCGACGCCGAAUUUUCAUGAUGGAGACAUGACAGGGGAUUCGACGGGUCAGAACAGUAAUGACAGCUCAAGUGGUGGUGGAACUGGUGGUGCUUCCGCUGCUCCCGGUACGCCCAAUUCUCAGGGCAUGAGACCCAGUCCAUCACCGACUGGUUCUUCAGGGUCCCGCUCUAUGUCGCCGGCGGUUGGUCAACAAAGUAUACCGAUGCCUCCGCGUCCCUCUAGUAGUCACUCGCAAGUUCCAAAUCAGCAAGCACAGAAUCAACUAGGUAGUAGCAAUAGUAAUUUAGGACACGGUAAUCAAUUACAAUCGCAGCAGCCGCCGGAUCACUCGAGAGUAGCGUCGCCGAAUCGUCCGCCUUCUGCCUCUCAGAUACCGUCGUCGGUUGGUGGUCCCCAGCAGGGUCCACCGCCUCCCCCCUCUCAAGCAAGUAUGGCAGCUCAAGGGUACCAGACACAGCCACCGCAUCCGCCGCAUAUGCAUGGCGGUUACAAAAUGGGACCUAGCCCCGGUGGACCAGGUGCAGGAAUGCCUGGCUCGCAGCAGAUGUCUCCGUAUCCACCACACAAUCCUCAAUCGCAGCAGUAUUCACCACAUUCGCAAGGAAGUUACUCACCCAGGCCGCAGUACCCGGGUAGUUACGGACCAACGCCACCAGGUGGCCAACCAGGACAACCACCACCUCCUGGUCCGCCGCCAAACAGCGUAGCUGGUGGUCCUGGCGGCUAUCCAGGCCAUCGCAUGCCAAAUCACGUCGGUGGACCUCCACCGCACUCCCAAUAUCCUCCACACCAACCGUAUCAACAGGGUUGGGGACCUCCAGGGCCUGGACCACAGGGACCUGGAAGUCAUGUGAACAAUCACCAGCAGCAACAACCCGUCAAGGGUAUGCCCCCUACCGGUGUUCCUCCCUCGCCACAACAACCGAAUCAGGCACAGUCUCAACAGGGACCGCCCACCGGUGGACCUCCGCAAAGCGGAUCACCUCGGCCUCUGAACUAUCUUAAACAGCAUCUUCAACACAAAGGUGGCUAUGGUGGUGCUCCUAGUCCUACGCCACCCCAAGGCUACGGAAAUGGUCCUGGCAUGCAUCCACCGAUGGGUCCACCCCACCACAUGGGUCCACCGAUGGGUCCCACCAGCAUGGGACCACCCUCCGGGACUCCUCCCAACCAGCAGGGUCCACCAGGGCCUCCCUCGUCCCAGCAACAGGUGCCACAAAUCGGACCCAACAGUCAUCCGGAUGGUUCGCUACCACCACAGCCGCCCCAUCCGGAAUCGGGCCCGAUCGGUGGCCACGAUAAUGGCGUCAGCUCGUCCGGACCGGGCGGUGUGCCACAUCCAGUUACCUCACUCGUUACAACGGGACCUGAUGGCGCUCCCCUCGAUGAAGCCAGUCAGCAGAGUACCUUAUCCAAUACCUCAGUAGCUUCCGGUGAAGAUCCGCAGUGCUCGACGCCGAAAUCGCGGAAGGGCGAACUCUACAACCAAAGUCACCUGACUAGCACGCCGACAACCGCGUCGCCAGGACCGCACAAUCAGCACGAAGACUUCGAGAUGAAAUCCCCCACGUCCUGGCCCCGGACGCCAGCUAGUCCAGUAUUUAACAGCCACGUUCCUCCCGCGGAGACUCCUUUUAGAUCAACUAAGAAAUCCGACAGCCUGAACAAGCUGUACGACAUGGAUGACAAACCGGAGCGGCGGCCCUGGCUGGACAAGCUGCUGGCCUUCAUGGAGGAGAGGCGGACGCCGAUUGCGGCCUGUCCGACCAUCUCGAAGACACCCCUGGAUCUGUAUAAGCUGUACGUUUUGGUACAGGAGCGCGGCGGUUUUCUUGAGGUGUGUAAGGUUACCAAGAGCAAAACAUGGAAAGAUAUCGCCGGAAUGCUGGGCAUCGGUGCUAGCAGUAGUGCGGCAUACACGCUGCGCAAGCAUUACACCAAGAAUCUGCUACCGUUCGAGUGCAAGUUCGAUCGUGGUGGUAUCGACCCGGGUCCAAUCAUUGCCCAGGUCGAAGCUGGUUCUAAGAAGAAAUCGAACAAAACCACUUCGGUUCCCUCUCCGGGAUCGUCCAACUCACAAGACUCAUUCCCAGCGCCGGGUAGCAGCAGUGCUUCGAUGGACGGAUACGGUGCCUAUCCUGGAGGUGGGUAUCCACCCGGAUCGACGCCGGAUUAUUCCCAGCAGCAACAGCAGCAGCAGAACCAAUCCCAACAACCUCCGACACAGCCACAGCAACCACCAGCGCAGCAAAAUCUACAACGACCCCCGUCGCAGCAGAGCGGCACUCAAUCUCCUCAUCCAGGCUCGGCACCACCGACUACCGGAGAUAAUAUUAGUGUGAGCAAUCCCUUUGAUGAUCCUGUUGGUCCUCAAAGGCCUCCAUAUCAACAGGGUGCUCCCUAUCCGCCAGCUUCACGACCACAAGGUGCUCCGUACCAAGGACAACCAGGAGGCUAUCAGUAUGGUGCCCCGGAUCAGUAUGGUCCAGCUGGGGCACCGGGCCAGUAUCCACCUGGACAGCAAGGCCAAUACCCGCCGGCCAGUAGACCAAUGUAUCCUCCAUACGGUCCACCAGAACCGGGCGAGGGUAGGUCGACCCCACCAGCUCCAGGCUCCGCGCAACCCACAUCGGGUGAUCCAUACCGAGGCUACGGUAGCGCUCCGUAUCCACCACCACCUCAGCAACGACCAUACCAGCAGCCCCCUCCAGUCAGUUCUGGUCCAUCACAAACUCCACCGGCGGGACCUCCCGGGAGUUCUGGCCAACCGGGUCCAUCGGUGAGCGGUGCCCCGGGACAGCAACCUCCCUCCACAAUAGCCCAAGGGCAGGGCUAUCCCACACCCCCGCAACCACCACAGCAGCCUGACUAUUAUCGGCCAGAUCAGCCAAAUCAACCAAGGAGGCAUCCAGAUUUUGAAAAGAAUCAGCAACCCUAUCCACCCUACCAGCAGAGACCACAAAUGUACCCUGGUGGCGGAUGGCAAGGUGGCGCCGGACAGUACCGUGGACAGUAUCCUCCACAAGGACCCCAGCAGCAGUGGGGAGCCCACAACGGACCACGACCUAGUGGACCACCAGUGGCGCCAGGUGGGCCUCCUGGUGCUCCCGGAACACCUAGCCAAUGGAACGCCGAGGCUAACCGGUACCCUCCAAACCAGCAGCCCUCCCCUUUCCCGCCUCAUCAACAGGGUCAGCCGCAACCAUGGAACCAGAUGCCACCUACAUCACAAGGCUCUCCCUUGCGGCCACCCCAACGCGGUGGUAAACCAUUCGCAUCAAUGCAACAGGCUGGUUUGCCGAGCAGUUUGCCAUCUACGCCACAGCAAGGGCCUCCCGUGGGAUCAGGUAAUAAUGCGAACGGUGGACCCGUCGUUAGUGGAGCUCCAACAGUAGCCAGUUCGGUGCAGAGUGUUUCCAAACCGAUGCCUCAGGCACCGUUCCCUCCGUCGAGUAAUGUCGCCCCGAAACGGGACAUCGUAUUCCCUACGGACAGCGUUGAAUCAACCACGCCGGUACUGUACAGGAGGAAACGGCUGAGCAAGAUCGACAUUGGCCAGACCGAUCCAUGGCGGAUAUUUAUGGCACUGCGGUCGGGAUUGCUGGUGGAGAGCACCUGGGCUUUGGAUGUGCUGAACAUUCUGCUGUUUGAUGAUUCGUCGGUCUCGUUCUUUGGGCUGACACAUCUUCCGGGGCUGCUGAAUCUGCUGUUGGAUCAUUUCCAGAAGAGUUUGAGUGACAUGUUUGAAACGAAGGAUCGGAAAAGUUGCUACGGAAGAGCGUACGGCUGGUUCGGAAAGGAGACCGAGGAAGACAGUGAGGAGGAAGAGGGAGAUACAGACGAGAGGGAUGCGAUUGAGGGAAUUAAGGUGGAGAACGAAAUGAUCGAAGUGAAGAAAGAACCUGAAAAUGAUGAAUCAGAGCGGGAUGAGUUCAAACAUCGAGAACCGCGUUCCCGAAGGUGCAAGCGGCCCAGGCGAGCAAAUGACCUGGAUUUGGGCAAUGUAAUUGACCCUCCGAAUCCUGAAGAUCGAAUAUUGGUAUUUAGCUCGACCACCAAUUACACUAUGAGCUCGAGGAAAGGUUUACCGGUGAAGAUUCAAUCGGCGGAAGAAGAUGUUUUCGUGUUAAAACACAGAAGAAACUGGGACCGAACGGCGGACGAUCGUUACCACAGGGAAACCGACGUCGGUGGAGAUCCGUGGACUGCCGGUCACUCGGAACCAGAUCCUCAUGGGUACAUAAUGGAAACGUUCCAGGCUGAGUUUGUAAACAUUCCAUUCGCUAGGAUGAUCAGAACUAGCAAGAAGUAUAAGGCACGAUGCAAGAAUAAUAAUAAUAAGAAUAAUGUCUUAGUCGUGAAACGGGCUCCAAAGAACGUCGAGAGUGACGAAAGUGACAGCGAGCAGAGUCGGACAAAUGAAGACAGCCGGAUUAUGAACGGCGAAAAUAGCGGUGCGGAGGAAGAUUCGAAAGCGAAUAUCAAUGUUAAUAAUUUCGUAAUUAAGAAGGAGGUUAACGAGGUGGUGACCCCUUUGAUAGACGCUGACUGUCGCGAAGUCGAUAUGGAGCUGGAGAAGAGUACACUCUCGAAUGGUCCCCAGGAUGGAACCGGAAUGAACGAAUCGGAUGAGAAGGAUGAUGUGAAGAUGGAGAUCGAGGAAGAUUGCAACAGCAAGAGGGUGGCGGAUGAGGAUGAAGUUCCGGCUAAAAAGUUCAACGUGUCCGCGACUAUCCGUGAUCCAGCGAGGGUGCUGAAGCGACGAAGAAUGAGCGACUACGAGGACGAGUGCUACACUCGGGAUGAGGCCAGUUUGUACUUGGUUACCGAAGGUCAUGAUGCUUUGGCGAGACGCUGCAUGGCCAUCUCGAACAUUCUUAGGAAUUUAACCUUCGUUCCUGGAAACGAGAUCGAGUUCUCACGAUCGUCGAGGUUCUUGUCGAUUUUGGGAAAACUGUUGCUUCUGCACCACGAGCAUCCCAUUCGGACGAAGAAAACAAGAAAUUAUGACCGAGAGGAAGAUGCGGAUUUCUCGGAUUCGUGUAGUAGUCUUCAGGGUGAAUCGGAAUGGUGGUGGGAGUUUUUAGUGCAAAUCCGAGAGAACAUGUUAGUCUCGAUGGCAAACAUUGCCGGUCAGCUUGAUUUGUCGAGGUUUGAUGAACCCAUCUCUAGGCCUAUUCUUGACGGUUUGCUGCAUUGGUCAGUCUGUCCCUCGGCCCACGGUCAGGAUCCAUUCCCUACGCUAGGACUGAAUUCAGUAUUAUCCCCCCAACGACUCGCGUUGGAAGCGUUGUGCAAGCUGUGUGUUACCGAUGCCAAUGUAGAUCUUGUGAUAGCGACACCUCCCUUCACGCGACUCGAGAAACUGUGCUCGGUGCUGACGCGGCAUUUGUGCAAAAAUGAGGACCAAGUGCUGAGAGAGUUCUCGGUGAAUCUACUCCAUUACCUUGCAGCAGCGGACAGUGCAAUGGCUCGUACGGUGGCAAUGCAAUCGCCCUGCGUGUCCUACCUGGUGGCUUUCAUCGAGCAGGCGGAACAGACGGCUCUCGGUGUGGCAAAUCAACAUGGUAUCAACUAUCUACGGGACAAUCCGGAUUCGAUGGGUACCAGCUUGGAUAUGCUACGACGAGCAGCCGGAACACUGCUCCACCUAGCCAAACAUCCGGACAACCGACCGCUGUUUAUGCAGCAAGAGCAGCGCUUGCUCGGGCUUGUCAUGAGCCACAUCCUUGACCAACAGGUGGCACUGAUCAUUUCACGGGUUCUGUUCCAAUGUUCACGAGGUACCGGACCAUUGACAACGAUGGAGCUAGAAUCUAUCAGUAGUAGCAGCAGCAAAAGCGAGUCGAAGAAGCAUUCGGAAAAAGACUCUUCGUCUGAAGCUUCCAAAUCGUCGAUGCAUUUAAACUCGAUAAUCAUCAACAACAGCAGCAUCAACAACAGCAGUAGCAGCAGUAAUGCAACAAAUAGCAGCGCCAACGCCACAACGAUGGCACCUCCACCUCCGGCAGGAUCCGGAUCAGCGACUGUUCCAGCGAAAAACACCGAACCACUUACUCAAUUAACAUCAUCGAUGCCGGCUCCAUCGGCUCCGGUCAGUAGUAGUUGUGGGCCACCUGCAUUUGUACCUCCGCCACCGUCAAUUGCGGAAGCGUCGUCAUCGUCGUCGACGUUACAGCAGUCCCCACCACUACCGCCACCACCCACACCAUCACAAGGAGGAGGAGGUAGUCCCACGUCGGGCGCUGCAGGAUCUCAGACAAGUGACGUUGUUUCGGCACCUCCGCCGCAACCACCUGGCGCGCAGCCAUCCCAUCAUCCCAUCACUGCUUCUUCGUAGUGGAAGAAAUCGUUAAUACUGAAGCACAUUCAGCUUUAGAUUCAAGCAGGAUCAUAGGGGGCGACAGACAGCAGAGAAAAUAUUAAUUACUGAUUAAUUAAUUAUACAUACUAGACAAUUAGAGGAGAAUCUAGAAAUAUAACCAACAAAUGGAUGAGUAAAAAAGAAGAGUAAAUAUUCUUGUGUACAGUAAAUUUUAAGAAGUUUUUGCUAGUGUUGAAGUGAGUGCGAAAAAGAUCAGAACAAACCAGAGCAAACAUAAUGCGUGUGUGAUAGAGGUGAAAUUAUGAGCAAAAAAAAAACGCAGGGAUGAAAGCGAGGGAGAGUAGUGAGCAUUAGGGUGCCCGACGAUGUUAAGUGUAGUGAUGUUGUUAUAUCAAAAUCCGCUAAUGUUCAGGCUGAUUAGAGAGGUAAGACCUUAGCGUCAAGGCGUCAACAAAAAGAAAUCCCUACCGAGAGAGUAGUGGUAGGUAGGUCACAAUACAACAACAGGAAAUAAAAAAGACGACAAGAUUGUCAGAGGACACAAUCCGGAAAGAUUAAA